Messenger RNA from Schistosoma haematobium, 3021 nucleotides. RefSeq lists its product as uncharacterized. Lineage: Eukaryota; Metazoa; Platyhelminthes; Trematoda; Strigeidida; Schistosomatidae. The transcript is spliced from 2 exons. The record is from RefSeq and is a predicted model, not a curated record. Bases 2534 to 2923 code for a protein of 129 amino acids.
UAGAGAUUUCAAGGUUACGGCGCCAACUCUAGUGCUUAGUGCUAACUUACUAUGGGUGGAUUUAUCCGCAACGUUUCCAUGUAAGCCUAAUCAUCGCCCAGUGUAAUAACGAUCAUCUGUGCGUUCAUGUAAUCAUAGAAUUUGUCAUUUCAUAAUGUACUUUUUAUCGAAUAACUAGAUCAUGCUGUCAGUUUUGUACAAAACGUGAUAAUUGAGCAGCUAUAACAAAUAAGAUGGCAAGACUAUAAUUUGCGGACUAAUCAAUCAGGUGUAAGAUAAUAGAUCUCGGAUUUUAACGCGAAAGCCUUUCAUCCAUUUGGCUAAAUAAAUUUCUGCCAUUAUAGCUGUUGUCAGUUCGUAAUGAAAACCCCAUAUAUAAUUCCUAAGGCAAAUUACGACAAUUAUUGCGAACUGGAUAAUAGAAGCACCCAUAACACUGGCUGCAGCCAGAUACUACAAUAUAUACGGAUGUUUGGAGAGCGUACAGACUCACACAUAGGCUUGGUUAUGUGCAUCGUGUCGUUAUCCACAAGUAGCAUUUCGUCCACUCAACAACAGGAGUUCACAUAAACAAUAUUGAAGCUAUAUGGUCGAGGCUAAGAGAGUAUUUAAGACUUUAUCAUGACUCCAGAGGCCGACUAUUUUGUAGCCGUAUGGAUGAUUUCCUCUGCUGCAUACAUUACGAUUUUAGAACUUCUUCCUAACUUCUACAAGUUUUUGAACCACGUAUAAGAAGUGCAUCCACUUUAUUUCCUUGGUUUUGUAUAACAUUUUUACUCUGUAGUGACUGCUUGCUGAUCGGCUAAUAUUUCUCAAGGUCACUUAAGAUUCGUUCAAAGAUCGUCCAUAAAUUAGAGUCUCUCUGGAUAUCCUUUUGUUAAUCCAACUCAAGUGUUUCGGGUAACCGAUGUAAAGAUACAACUCAACUUAACAUAGUCAUAUGCCCACUAAAAUCGCGUCAUCACUCUCAAAAAUGUUUCCAACUCUUGCAUCGCGUUGUAAAUAGCAAGAUUAAAAUCAGCUGUAACAAUAAUUAUAAGUCUAUAGGCCGGUGAGCUUCUGUAAAAACUCGUCCUGUUUCUGUUCCGUAUAUCAGGACAACUAAGCUUUCCAGGGUGGAAAAUAGCAAUAAGGGGUAAAAAGGUUGGAUAUCGAAAGUCAACUCGUUCAUGGGGAUGAAACCCCAAGGACCCGUCACUACCCAUUACAGUAAAACGCAGAAGUCCCCAAUUAUAGGCCGUUAAGUCCUGCCUAGCAAAAAUACUUCCGGCACGUUUGAGAAGACAGCAACGAAAUUCACUCUGAUAAUCGAAAGAGGAGUGGCAAGAUUGGGGAACCUUGUCCGAUCCCACUGAUUUAGUGUCUCAAUAGAGAGGUGUUUGUGUGCCCGCACUCUCCCUGAAAUGUUUGUAUGUAAGGUUGUCUAGACGGUAAUAAACUUGUCAGGCACACCAUUAAACAGACAAUCCCGGAAAAUAGUCCUGUCCAACAAAUCCUCUAUAAGUCACCUCACUUCGAUUCAUCAAUUGUUCUACGGGCCUCUGUAUUAUAGCUAAGUUUGUGUAAUUAAAGCUUUUUUCCGCUGUCUAAGGUCAUCAUCCUUUGGAUUUUAGUUUGUGCUAUAGAAAGUCUAAAAACACCUCUCUAUGUUAUAGCAUUAUGCAACGGAGAUUUCGAGUCAUUUUGUGCUACUCAUGACUUUCUUAUAGCGUCCAGAAUUUCUACGAAUCAUAACUUAUAGUUAUAUUCACGCCUGUUCUCACUGUAAUUCAUCUUAAAGCUAAUUUGGAGGAAAUAAAAAGAGAAAUUGCAAUGUUAUCAUUUUGUGGCUGGUUACAUUUUAUUCUUUUAAAUUUUACAACUCGUUUCUUAAUACUCUGUCGACCUCAUAUUCCCAGUAAAUAUCUAACAAUGUAGUUAAAUGCUUUCCAAUCGUUUCUUAAGAAAACCAUUACUAUAUUGCGUAAGGUGACUGUCUUUUUCUGUAUUUUCUAUACAUAAUUGCCUUAUCUCACUGGACAUGGUUGCCAACUCAUUUAGAUAAUGAUGGGUUUCAGCGCAUUUGAACGCAGAUCUUGCUAUCCAGAUCGAAAGUGAAGUUCAUGGAGGAGGAAUUUUCUGCAACUAUCAAGGAAUAUCAAACCGUUUUAGAGUCAGUGGAUAAAAAGCUUACAUCAGUCAUUACUAACGAUCGAUUUCUUAAUGACCUUAUUCCGAAGUCCAAUCACGAAGGUGAAUUCGUAAACUUGCCAAUAAACAGAGAAGUGAUGAAUGCUAUAGAAAUUCACUUUGGGCGAGUAAGUCCUGUUUCUGUAGCAUACCUGUUUUACCACAAAAUAACAGCCUCAAACAUUAAUAUGUAUUUCAGUAUUUUCGUUAAGCUUGACCUACAUAUUCUGUUAGUCUAUUCGUGAGAUUUGAGACGACAAGGAAAAGUGAUUCUGACUGAGGAUCCAUCAAAUUUCCAAUGGUUUAAAUACAUAAUGAAUGGCUCACUAUAUGUGUAUGUUUGGGGAGGGUGGUUAUCUGGGCUAUGCGUCUAACGUUGUUGAGAGGAGAUGGUGUAAGACUACCUAUGGUAGUUCCUGUUGAUGCUCGUGUUUUGGAAUUGCGAUGGGCAGUACAAGAUGCAGUUACUUCGUACAUGAACCAUCUCCAUAGUGCAUCAAAUUUACCAAAAGAUAACUGUAAAGAAGAUUCCGCCGACUGUAUUCCGUCCAGCAAUAUUCCUUCGAAGUCGAUUAGCUGGCGUAAUUUGUGGAAAACGAAAUGUCUAGCUCUAGUGAACCCACAUAGUUUGUGUUCAUCAGAAGGUCUUCCGUCUAUCAGUGCUAGACUAGAUGUAUUAACUAAUAAGUUAUCAUAUUAUCAAAUUCGUAAUGGUGCAGUGAUCACUUUUGCUCCUCAGCUUAAGCGAAAAUGAACAUUAAUGUGUUUUUACUACUUCACUAAACUAUAUUUAAGUUUUCCUCUUUUGCGAUCUCAUUGCUUUUACUUGCCAAAUAAAGUAGUCAUAAGUUA